Xylaria bambusicola is the source of this 1533-nucleotide messenger RNA. RefSeq names its product Fcf1-domain-containing protein. The record is from RefSeq and is a predicted model, not a curated record. Gene Ontology annotation, cellular component: small-subunit processome; nucleolus. Gene Ontology annotation, molecular function: small ribosomal subunit rRNA binding. Lineage: Eukaryota; Fungi; Ascomycota; Sordariomycetes; Xylariales; Xylariaceae. The transcript is spliced from 4 exons. Bases 181 to 1098 code for a protein of 305 amino acids.
ACGCGAAAAAGCUCUUAAUGGGGAGCUUCGAUCUUAAAUCUUCAAUGAUUAUUUUCUUGAAAGACCACCACUCAGGAAGCCCCCUUGGGCGCCAAAAGGAAUACGCCUUGCUUGAUUCGAUGUCAAUGACAAACUAUUUCACCAUAAAAGCGCCUGUCGUCAACUGACAACCACACCAAGAUGCCGCGCGCGAAAAGAUCCAAGCAGUAUAAGAGGCUCAUGAACCAAUAUGAGAUAAAUUUUGGUUUUCGUGAGCCUUACCAAGUCCUCUGCGACAGCCAAUUCCUCGAGGCGGCUAUCCGUAGUAAGAUGGACAUUGAUCACAUACUAAAGGCGACUCUACACGGCAACACGAAACUUCUAAUAACUCAAUGUUCGAUGAGAUGGUUGUACGCCAGGAAAAACGAACCUGGCAUAGGAGCUGUUAUCGACUUCGCAAAGGAGAGAGUGGAACGACGACGAUGUGGACACCAUCCCUCUGAUUACCCUGAACCUCUCGACGAGCGAGAGUGUCUCCACUCCGUGAUCGACCCCAGUAAGAAUGGCGUCAAUAAGCACCGUUACGUUUGUGCGAUAAACGAUGACGAAGUUCGGUCCUCCCUGCGGAACGGUAUUCAGGUUGUGCCAUUAUUGUAUAUUCGACGGUCCGUCCUCAUCAUGGAACCAGCAUCUUCGACUACUGUAAAAGCACGUUCACGAGAUGAGAAGGCAAAGUUUACCGCGGAACUCAAAACACCAGGGGGAAAGAGGAAACGGCAGCCGGAAGAUUCGGACGACGAUGUUGAUAAAACAAAGGAAGGCGCCGAUCAGAGCAAACCUGAAAAGAAGAAGACGAAAAAGACAUAUGGUCGCAAAGAGCCAAAUCCCUUGUCGGUAAAGAAGAAAAGGGAGCAGAAAACACACCAGGCGCAGAAAGCCCCGACGAAACCAGACGAAACAGCUGAAGGCAAGGAAGUGAAGCCGGAUAAUGGUGCACAGCCAGAUACUGCUGGAGGAGGUUCAGGACGAAAGCGACGGCGCAAACACAAGUCGAAAAAUGCUAUUCAUGACAGCAAAGCAAGUGAUAAUCAGGUAGAGGCAUCGGUAGGCGAAGAAUGAUGGUCUGCGUGCUCGGUAUUUUCAGCAUUGAACUUAUGAGAAAGCAUUUGCGAGGCGUUUCCAGGAAAGACAAAAGUUCUAAAUUUUUAGACUUGAGAAGUCAAUGAUACCAUCAAUGUGAACCAUCCCACCAGGCGCCACGAGUUACACGUUCAGUGCCAUGUGACAAGAGAUUUGAAUAGACGGGUCGUGCAGCUGUUGGAUUGUUACCUCCUGGGUCUCUUAGCAUACACGACUUAGACUAACCUCUAUUUGCGACGACAAUAGUCGAUCACGCAAAUUAUCAAGGUCCAAGCACAAGAUUUCAGUGUGAGGUCACAAGCAUGCAUGAAGAAGAGCCAAAUCAACACCAUAUAUACCUCACGUUAGUCAACAAUAUGCAUGGAGACUUAAACAGAAGAGUUCCGGCGUCUCACACAUAGGAGGAUUACAGAU